Molecule: messenger RNA, 2985 nt
Organism: Bactrocera tryoni
Lineage: Eukaryota; Metazoa; Arthropoda; Insecta; Diptera; Tephritidae
Product: probable serine/threonine-protein kinase nek3
Exons: 6
Coding region: 147-2543 (798 amino acids)
Source: RefSeq, a predicted model, not a curated record
AUUGACAAAAUAGUAAUUUUUCCUACACUUUCAGUUCUAAAAAAUAAAUCUAAUUACAUUGCCUUUGUAAAAUUCCGUGUGUGUAAGUGUGUGUUGGCUAAUUUCUUCUCUUGUCUGUAAAAAGGUGUUUUUAAACAGGUGCAAAUAUGGACUAUCGAUAUUUAUUCAUCGCUUUCAUUUUGAAUGUUAAUCCUAUCCUAUCGGAUGGUGGUAUAGAUCCCUACAUUACACAAACUGUUUAUGGAUUUCUGGAUUUUACAACAACAAUAGGCAAUACUGUAAUGGUAUUUUCACCACAAAGUGCUCCACCACCAAUCGGUAAAAUCGAACUACCAACCAACAUAAUUGAAACCAAACCGCUUGUUACAAAACCUACGGAGGACGAAACUAUUAAACCAACCAAACCAACGAACACCGAAAAGUUACCGACCAAUAAACCUGUGGAGAAGAGUUCAAAAACGACUAUUGUUGAGGCUCAAAAGAAUAAACCUGUGGAAAACAGUUCAAAAUCUACUAUUGUUGAGGCUCAAAAGAAUACAAACAACAACAACAAUAGUAAUGUGAAGAUUGUAACGAGUAGCGCGGUAGUGGUUACGGCACAAACAUCACCGGAACCCGUCGAAGAGCAACCCGCACUACAAAUAGAAAACAAUGUUUUUGAAUAUGAUUUGCUCUCACGUCAACCAGCCGAAUAUGCCGAAGAAACGUAUCGUGUCAUAAACAAUAAGGCUACAGAUAAACCACGAAACAGACUUAAUCAACGUCGAACUUACGAUGUCUCUUCGGAAGCAACUAUUGUACACGAAGCAACAACGGCGAAUCGUUUGAAACCAAGUCAAGCCGUGGAGAACAAACCGCAUACGCCUAGUGGACCCAAAGGCAAGAAACCGAAGAUAAGAUCAACUGCACCGUUACGUGUUUUGAAGACUACAACACCUUCUUUAUCCAAACCAGCGCCACAGGAGCAGAAAAAUAAUCGCAUCUCCGGUUCGAAUCGUCACAAUGGCAAAGGCAACCGAGCCAAUAAUCACGAACAAGAGCAUGUAACAAUCACCGAAUCCGUGGUUGAAUCGUCACAAGUUACACAGAGUCAUAAAAAGAGUUCGUCACGUAGUAAGCCCAAAAGGAAAAGCAAAAAUAAUCGGUCAUCGGCUAAUGCGCAUAAAAGUAGUGCGGUCGUGUUGGCUUCCUCUGCCGAGCCGGGACGCAAAACAUUCCGCUCGAAAGUAAAACCCUCAAAUGUGGAAUCGCAAGCUUCGACUAGCGUCUACAUGUUUAAAUUGAAUCGUACGCCUGGUAGAUGGCAGUACACGACAACGCCGAAACCACGAGUAGCAAUACGUAAGAAUCCUGAGGGCAACACCACUAAAUCUGUAGACGCUUUUGCUGGCAAUCCCAGCUUAAACGUAAUAUCCGAUAAUGGUGAUCUGGAAUCGUCGGGCUCACAAAACGGUGCUGUUGUCAAUAAUAUAGAUCAAGGUGGCAAUUAUCAACAUCUAGUGGAGACCUUGAAUGUGGAGAUAUCAACACCAGCAAAUUUUAAGGAUACCUACUAUGAGUUGGCGACCAUUAAAACACCGUACGCUUUUCAGGUCGGUGGUUUGAAGAAGACCCGUUUCAUAACAGUCACCUCAACGAUAGAGAAAACGCUGACACCCGAUCCAACCGAAGUACAAAUACCAGAUGGUCCGCUAACCGAAAACAUUUUGGCACCAUCAUCACGGGAAGUCAACUUUCUACGUGAUACCCAUGUCACAACAUUGAAACCCUUACACAUUACCGAAAAUGCCGAGACGCCAAAUUUGGAAACUGUGGUGGACUCAUUUAGUACAACCACGAAGAAGUUGCGCACACAAGUUUUGCCAAUUGUCUUUGAUGUCAACAAUGAGACAUCAUAUGUCACACUCACACAAACCUACGACAUCACAAGCCUUAUAACGGUAACGAAAACACUGUCACCACUGGAAACUGAUCUGCCGCUAAGGAGCUUCACCGACUUUGGUGCUAAUCUGGAUGAGGCGGGCUCCGAAAUAAAUCUAGAAUUAGAAUUCGGUGAUGAAGAUAAUGCGGAAAACACAAAGGACGACAAAUCAUACCGCCCCAAAUUAUCGGAUAUAGCUGAUCUCUUUGGCAAGUCAUCGAAUCUAACGGCUGAGGAGUUACAAAAAUUGGCAUUGUGGAAAUUGCAAAGUAAUUCGCAACAAUUCCCCUCAUUACUAAUGCCCAGCAUACCGCAAUACACGCCGGAGAGCACACUACCAUUCCCGCCCAUUACACCGUCCAUAAAUCCAUUCCUGCUGCCUUUACAGCAAUUCCAGACGAUAACUUCCAGUAUUGUGCAUGAGACGAUCGCAACACAGACGAAUAGUAAAGUCUUAAAAUUAACCUUUGGCGCACGUACGGCAUACACGACGAUUUACUCGAGUGAAGUUGUGCCGACACGUGCGACCAGCUACAUCACCACAUCCAUACCCGUGCAGCCAACGCCACCGGCAUUCCCGGGCUACUUUCCACCACCAUAUCCACAAUAUUAUCUCGGUUAAGUUUAGUUAUACAAAGUUUGGGUGCCCGAAAUCGCGCUCUCGUUCUUUUGUGUGUAUGUAUAUACUAGUGUUAGCAUCAUUCUUUUGUUUUCAUUUGGUCCUUUAUAAAAAUCCUAUCAAAUACUCGUCCAUUUAUUACUUCACAAACAACAAAUCGAACUUAGAACAUAUGAGAUUCAAUGUUAUUGUAUUAAAUUUUUUGCGUAGUUUCAUUCAUUUCGUUUUAUAAUAAAAAUUUAAACAAAAUUACAAUGGAGAAGUUUUUUGAUUUUCUUCAAUAAUGGUCAUAUUCUCAUGAUUUCAUGUUUGACUAGUCGAAUUUUCAUCUAUUAUUCAAAUGAAUGUGAUCUUCACAUCAAAUGAGUGCAAGUUUUGAUCUUCAUUGGUUACAAAAAAGAAAAAAAAAACGGAGAUUUACUCAACGACUUCUUCAAGCCUUGGA